AUGGUUGUGUUUCAUGUGUUAUGUUUUGUGACGUUGCUUGUGAACAUUGUGUCUGUUGGUAUUGUGGCUGCCACUCCUGCCGAGCCUCUCCCUGGUCCAGAAUUACAGACUCCUGGUGGUCCUCAUGCCGGUGGAGUUAAAGCUGAAAUACGUGUUCAAGGUAAAGGUCAAGAAAAUGAUUCUGUUCCUGAAGUAGAAACUGAUCGUGCUGCUCAUUCUAACAUUGUUUCUGUACAGGAGGAGAUGCAGCAGGGCCCGGGUGGACAGGAUGCACGUGAUGCCCAUGGUCAUGAUCCCAACAAACAGACUUCAGCAACAUCUGUCGUUACCGCACAACCCUUAAAUGCUGAACAUCGUCCUCAAGGUUCUCAAGGGCCUGUUCAUACUGGAACUCGUCUCCAAGGUCCACCAAGUGAAGCUGCUGCUCCUCCUGGUGCUCCUUCUGUUGCUCCUCCUCCACCCACUGCUGCUGAUGCAGGGACUACCGAUUCGUCUCCAUCUGGAGGUCCAACUGGAGCCAACGUCAACAAUUCAGCAGGUGAAGGUGCAGUCAACGCGGAGAGUACAGCAACAGCACAACCCACUUCUCCUUCUCCCGAAUCUUCAGACACAGAGACUGCCAAUGGUUCUGGCACUGCAAACGAUGGGGGUGGCAGUACACCUGCAGGGAGUGAACCAUCCAAUAACCCAAGUGAUGCAGAUAAUACAGAUACCACCACUACCACCACCAAUAUAAUUCCUACUGAGCCUGCAAACAACAAGAAGGGUGAUGCAGACAGCAGCAGCAGUAUCAGCAGUUCUGUGUGGGUGCGUGUGCCACUACUGAUUGUGGCUACACUGGCCUGUAUUCUUGUGUGCUGA
Molecule: messenger RNA, 861 nt
Organism: Trypanosoma theileri
Lineage: Eukaryota; Euglenozoa; Kinetoplastea; Trypanosomatida; Trypanosomatidae
Exons: 1
Coding region: 1-861 (286 amino acids)
Source: RefSeq, a predicted model, not a curated record